Fomitopsis serialis is the source of this 898-nucleotide messenger RNA. RefSeq lists its product as uncharacterized. Lineage: Eukaryota; Fungi; Basidiomycota; Agaricomycetes; Polyporales; Fomitopsidaceae. The transcript has 4 exons. The record is from RefSeq and is a predicted model, not a curated record. Bases 126 to 677 code for a protein of 183 amino acids.
CUGAGUGUUGUGCCGAAUAUGGCUCAGGUGUUGCCUUUCUUGGAAACACAAUUUUCGCCAUUUUCGCCAUCGCCUUCCACUUCAGCUUGCUUGGGUUCAACUUGCGCCCUCCACCUUUCGACGCUAUGACUGCUCCAAAACAGGAACCACAGGAAGCGGUUCUCCCGCCAUCAAAGCCUGCACACAAGCGUCCCGUCGCGAGCGAGAAAGCCCGCAAGGACGCACUCAAAACCAUUACGGCUAUCCGACGUGUCUCCGCUUGGCAAAUACACCGCUGGCCGCUAGAAAAGCGGAUUGUCGACGAGCGCACGCGGGUGCAUCUACCACGCACAUACCUCGGGAAGGACGGCAUCGACGUCCGAGUAGUUCGCGCCGGACAGGAUCUAAACCAAUUUGUUCAUCGUUAUUACUCAGAGGAGCUCGGGAAGGAAGCAGGCAAGGAGAACGAAGAGGGGAAGAACUGGGUCAACUUCGUGACACCAGACAGCGUAUUGAAGAGAAGACAUGAAUACCUAGGACCGGAUCCUCGAGUAGCGGGAUACCGGUGCGACGUCGCUGGAGAUAUGCACAUCAAGUGGUGGGAUGCGUUCCUGCAGGAUCAGUGGAUGAACAAGCAGAAGUGGACUUUCGAUGUGAGGAUGGAGGAGGAUGGGAGAUGGGUGGAGAUAGACGACUGAAUACAGGACAAAUUGUCUGAAGUACGAAGUCCGGCUGCAGUAGGGCACUCAACCAGUGUUGCGCGUCUGGAAUGUCUGUUGGGAUACGAUGUUUGAUUCAGGCCGUCGGGCCUUGUUCAUAGUUCAACGUUCAACGUUCAACGUCGGAAACGUCGUAUGAAGCUGUAGUAGUACCUCACGGGCUUCCCUCGGGCUUUCCUGAUCGAGUAUGUAUGUACAGC